UUACGUAAACACCGCAUGCUGUUGUUUUGAUCCUUGCUGUGCGGCCAAAAGUGGGAGUUUUUGGCCCUGAAACAGUGAAUAAUUUGCAUUUUAAUCCCUGAACAUGGUGUUCACGUCGAUUAUUAACUUCGUCCGGGCACGGGGACCCGACGAGUUCUGGAGGAAGCGUAAAAUCUUCAAACUAAGUGCACAUUACAUCGGACGACGAAGAAACUGCUACUCGAUAGCGAUCCGUAACGUGAAUCGAGCGCUGGUGUACGCUACCAAAAGCCGCGAUCUGAAAAAGCAGGACAUGCGCGACCUGUGGACGACCCGCGUGAAUGCCGGCUGCGAACAGCACGGAAUGCAAUUCGAGGCCUUCCAGUACGGUCUCUAUCGGAACGAUAUCCUGCUCAACCGCAAGGUAUUGGCCGAUCUGGCCAUUUGGGAACCGAGAACCUUUGAGGCGCUAGCCCAAAUCAGUCAGCAAGUUCCAGAGGAAGAAUCCGGUGAUAAGUGAAGCAGAAGGCAGAUGGCUGAGGAUUGUAGUUAAAGUAAUAAAAAUUAUGUAAAGAACGGAAAA
Anopheles aquasalis is the source of this 562-nucleotide messenger RNA. It is a transcript of the gene mRpL20, whose product is annotated as mitochondrial ribosomal protein L20. The record is from RefSeq and is a predicted model, not a curated record. Gene Ontology annotation, molecular function: structural constituent of ribosome; rRNA binding. Gene Ontology annotation, cellular component: ribosome. Gene Ontology annotation, biological process: translation. NCBI's taxonomy places the organism in Eukaryota, Metazoa, Arthropoda, Insecta, Diptera, Culicidae.